AAGAGUUUUUGAAGUCUGGCGGACUGUAGUCAAGUGGAAUGUUGAAAACUAUUGUAAAUAAAACAUUAAAGAAUUGCAAUAUCAUCGGCAGAGGCAAGAAAUGUUAAGAAAACUUUUAGGAUUUUUUUAAUAUAAAGUUAAUAGAGCAAGAGAUACGAUGGAGAUUUUAUUACCUGUCUGAGGAGUCACCUGUAACUAUCCCGAUUAUCCUGUCGAGUUUGGUCAAAGGAAUUAUAAUAAUGCGGGUAAAUCACUCUUCAAUAUAGCGUCCAAAUGAUGCCUAUAAUUCUCAAAGUUUAUUGCGAUGGUGUGCAAGCCACUGAAGUUCCUAUAACACCAGAUUCGACUGGAAGGGACGUCAUCGAUUGCUGUCGAGAACCGGGAGAAGACGAUUGUCAUCUGGUGGAGAUUUGGAGAGGUUGCGAACGUUUUGUAAGCGAAGACGAAAGACCUUGGGAUAUUUUGCGUCAGUGGGGACCGUACGAAAAAGAAGUUACCUUUCAUCUCCGUCACAAUGUUGCACAGGAUUCUGGGGGCUCUUCACAACAUAAACCAGAUAUGAGGGAAUUGUUAAAUUGGGCAGAAAAAGUAAGUAAAAGA
Molecule: messenger RNA, 600 nt
Organism: Centruroides sculpturatus (bark scorpion)
Lineage: Eukaryota; Metazoa; Arthropoda; Arachnida; Scorpiones; Buthidae
Product: apoptosis-stimulating of p53 protein 1-like
Exons: 5
Biological process (GO): regulation of apoptotic process
Cellular component (GO): nucleus
Molecular function (GO): p53 binding
Source: RefSeq, a predicted model, not a curated record